Culicoides brevitarsis is the source of this 2957-nucleotide messenger RNA. Its product is annotated as P protein-like. NCBI's taxonomy places the organism in Eukaryota, Metazoa, Arthropoda, Insecta, Diptera, Ceratopogonidae. The transcript is spliced from 9 exons. The record is from RefSeq and is a predicted model, not a curated record. Gene Ontology annotation, cellular component: membrane. Bases 339 to 2903 code for a protein of 854 amino acids. Gene Ontology annotation, biological process: transmembrane transport.
UUGCUCGCUUUUUUUGAGCAUUAGGAAAAUUUGUCGCGAAAAGCUGUGAAAAAUAGUGGAAAAGACAUUUUGGAGUCCAAAAGUCGCAAAUAAAAAUUAUUAGUACAAAAUUUUGCAUAUCAAAAAGUGGCAAAAGCAACUAAAAAAUCGCUAAAAAUAGAAAGAUAAUAAAAAUUGUACCUCCGCGUGUACUAAAAGUGAAUAGUAAAGAGAAAAAGUGGAAAAUAUUUUCUUUUUUACCUUUUUCUAUAUGUAAAUCGUAAACAAACAUUUUUCACACACAAAAGAAUUGUCUCAAAAUUGUUAUGAGACAAAACCACAACCAAGUUGUAUAAAUAAUGGGAUUACUAAAACGUUUGAAGCACGGCGCCUCGAACAGUGGCACUCAAAGUUCAAGUAAAAAUGAUCGGAAAAAAAGUGAUAAGAAUGGGGAGAGUGACGCUUCGAUACCUUUAAGUGAAGUCACCGAAGAAUCUCUCAAGGUAUGGCGCAACCUUCCAGCAAAAAUUCGUCAAGAUCCGAGCAUGGUUUCGUUUCGCGUGGAGAACGAACGACUACAUGGCGAAAUAUUUGACGAUGACCAAGAUGGCAACUUUGGAGAUCAAGACGACGAAUCGUCGCAAGAUAACUCCGAGUUUAUCACAAUAAAUGUCACAAACGAGACCGGCGAGAGUCAAGAAAUCGAUCAUAUCAAGGAGAAAGAUGUCGCACAUCCGACACAUUCUCAUCAAGCAAUUGGACCUGCAGCGUCAACAUCGACAGCGUCACAUGCGAGAGGAAGUAUUCCUGUUGCAAAUUACAAUCCAAGCGGAGCUCCGCAUCAAUCAACGCUCCCCCCAAAAGACGAUCAUGACAAUCCAUGUAAAAACAAUUCAAAAAUCGUCUGUCUGUUCUUCGCGUGGUUCUUUGUGAUGAUCCUACUGAUGAUCACAAACGAAAAAGAUCCCCAUUCAAAGCACAUUUCAAUUCCGCCAUACGAUUCGUCAAAAAGUUAUCUUUUACCCGAACUUCCUACAUCGUAUAGCGUUAAAGUUUCCGUUCAUGGCGCCUUUUUAUCGGAUGAUUUCGCAAACAUGUCGACUCACAUACUGGAAAUUCGAUUACAGGGCAUCAUGUCUAAUUUACAUCUGAAUAACACGAAGGACGACAUCGGAAAUUAUACGACGGAUUUGGCGUAUGCGUGGAAAAUUCCUUGUCGGGCGCCGAGUGAUUUCGAUACGACGGAUUUGGUGAAGAAAACACACACUUUUACAAUAAAAGCCGAAGAUCGUGAACGUCUCGUGGAACAAGAAGGUCUCGUUCGCGUUCUAUUCAAAAGCAAUAUGAUGAUAAACAUGCCAUUGAAAUUCGGUGUCGACAUUUCUCCAAUCAACCAAGAGCUUGGAAUUCUCUAUUCCGCAUUCGUUUUGGUCUUUUUGUACGCCUUGAUCAUCUGGGAAGUCGUUCAUCGUACUUUUGCUGCAAUUUUGGCAUCUUGUCUUUCAAUCGCUCUUCUCGCUGCUCUAAAUGAUCGCCCAACUGUCGAAGAAAUCAUCUCCUGGAUUGACGUCGAGAUCAUUUUGUUGCUUUUCUCAAUGAUGUUACUCGUAGGAAUUAUGACAGAAACUGGCGUUUUUGACUAUCUCGCUGUUUAUGCGUACAAAAUCGCGAAUGGAAGUGUUUGGGCAUUAAUUCAUUGUCUCUGCAUAUUUACAACUCUCAUAUCAGCGUUACUUGAUAAUGUGACAACGGUUUUACUGAUGGCUCCAAUGACAGUCCGACUAUGCGAAGUCAUGGAUUUGAAUCCGAUCCCAGUUUUAAUGGCAAUUGUGGUUCAUGCGAAUAUCGGAGGUCUGAUGACGCCCGUGGGAGAUCCGCCAAAUGUCAUCAUAACCUCAAAUCAUUACAUUUUGCAACAUGGCGUCACUUUUAUGCUCUUCACGCUUCACAUGACAGUCGGAGUUAUUAUUCUAACGUUCAGUACGAGUCUUCAUUUGCGAUGGAAAUUCCGUAAUAUCAAUUCCUUGCUGUUCCACGAGUCAAAGGAGAUCAAAGAGUUGCGAAGAAAUAUUCUCGUGUGGGAACGCGCGGCACAAAGUAUCUCGCCAUUUACGAAAGACGCGAAUAUCGUGCGAGAGACAAUCAUGCGAAAAGUGAAAAUUUUGAAGCAUCAUUUGAAGAAACGAAUUGCGAAGGGAGUUUUGCCAAGUGAUCGUUACAAGAGAACGUUGGAAGAAAUGCAAAAAGAGUUCCCGAUUAAGAAUAAGCCGCUGUUGAUUAAAUGCACGGUAGUCCUUAUUUUCAUCACAGCACUUUUCUUUAUCGAGUCCAUUGACAGUAUUCGAAGUUUGAGUGUUGGAUGGUCAGCGUUACUUGGCGUCAUUUUACUCCUGAUUGUAGCUGACAAAAAUGACAUGGAUGCAGUUCUCCAUAAAAUUGAAUGGCCCACAUUGCUCUUCUUUGCUGCCAUGUUUGUCGUUAUGGAAAGUGUCGAACGCAUGGGACUCAUUGAUUGCAUUGGAAAAUUAACGGAACUCAUUAUUCUUUCUGUCUCAGAAGCUCAUCGACUUGCCGUUGCUCUGAUCAUCAUUCUGUGGUUGUCAGCUAUUACCUCUGCUUUCGUGGAUUCAAUUCCCGUUACGACAAUGAUGACGAAAAUUGUCGUUAAUUUGGCCAAAAAUAAGGCUUUGGGUCUCCCGUUGCAUCCUCUUGUCUGGGCGUUGGCAUUUGGACCCUGUUUGGGCGGAAAUGGAACGUUAAUUGGCGGUUCAGCGAAUAUUUUGGUCGCAGGUAUCGCGGAACAACAUGGUUAUCGGUUCUCCUUCAUGGAUUACUUUAGACUUGGAUUCCCUAUCAUGUUAGUUUCUGUUGCCACAGCCACAGCGUAUCUCUUGGGAGCCCACGUUAUCUUCGGAUGGCAGUAAUUCAUCAAACAAUCAGAAACCUCGUUAAUUGUUUUAAACUAUUUCUUGAAAUUU